Grammomys surdaster is the source of this 786-nucleotide messenger RNA. RefSeq names its product NADH:ubiquinone oxidoreductase subunit B3 (gene Ndufb3). Lineage: Eukaryota; Metazoa; Chordata; Mammalia; Rodentia; Muridae. The coding region runs from base 306 to 626 and encodes 106 amino acids. Gene Ontology annotation, cellular component: mitochondrion. The record is from RefSeq and is a predicted model, not a curated record. Gene Ontology annotation, biological process: electron transport chain; mitochondrial respiratory chain complex I assembly. The transcript has 4 exons.
GGUGCUCCGCCUAAAGAUUCCGUUCGGAAGCAAGGAAAACAUGGUUUUAUCCUCCUUCUCCUAAAUACCUUCUAUCUCAAUCAGACUCCAGCUGCAAAGUGUAGGAAACAAUCUUUACUUCCAGGAUCCUUCAUGCCAUCUCUACGUUGUCUGGGAGCCUUGCGCCAGUACCGGAACGUUUACUAUCGCCCCCAUUUUCCUCCCGUAAGAAACUAGAGGAAACAACGUCCGUUUCCGGUUGGCUCCGACUGGAAGGUUGAAUAUUGAGUGUCCUGGGAGGUCAGAUUGCUGUCAGCCUUUCAGACAUGGCUGAUGGACAUGGACAUGGAGAGGGACAUGGACAUGGACAUGGUAAAAUGGAACUUCCAGAUUACAGACAGUGGAAGAUUGAAGGGACACCGUUAGAAACGGUGCAGAGGAAGCUUGCUGCGCGAGGGCUCAGAGAUCCGUGGGCUCGUAAUGAGGCUUGGAGAUACAUGGGCGGCUUUGCAGGCGACAUCACCUUCACGAGUGUAAUACUAAAAGGAUUCAAAUGGGGGUUUGCUAUGUUUGUGGUAGCUUUAGGGGCUGAAUAUUUCCUGGCUUCCCAGAAUCCUUCCCAGAAUGCUGAUAAGAAGCAUCACUGAAGAGAGCACCUUGUGACGUCUCGAUCAUAAAAAUAAGAUUCUCUCACUGUAGCAUCCUUGGCUGUAUGUUUGUCCUUGAAAGAAUAUUAGUAUGGUUUAAUAAAGUAAGGAAAACUCUUGUUUUUGUAACUCUUAAAUAAAAUUAAAAAGAAAAAUGUAA